Messenger RNA from Oncorhynchus gorbuscha (pink salmon), 4706 nucleotides. RefSeq names its product Kell metallo-endopeptidase (Kell blood group) (gene kel). Gene Ontology annotation, cellular component: plasma membrane. Gene Ontology annotation, biological process: protein processing. The transcript has 17 exons. Lineage: Eukaryota; Metazoa; Chordata; Actinopteri; Salmoniformes; Salmonidae. The record is from RefSeq and is a predicted model, not a curated record. Bases 875 to 3556 code for a protein of 893 amino acids. Gene Ontology annotation, molecular function: metalloendopeptidase activity.
UGUGGAGUGCAAUAGAGAUUGCAUCACCUGUGGAUCUGUUGGUGCGGUAUGCAAAUUGGAGUGGUUCUAGGGUUUCUGGGAUAGCAGUUUUGGUGUGCCAGCCUUUCAAAGCAUUUCAUGACUACUAGACGUGAGUUCUCAGGGUCGGUGGUCAUUUAGGCAGGUUACCUUAGUGCUCUUUGGCACAGAUACAUGUUGGUAUUAUAGACUGACAGGGAGAGGUUGAAAAUGUCAGUGAAGACACUUGCCAGUUGGUCAGCGCACGCUCGCAGUACACGUCCUGGUAAUCCGUCUGGCCCAGCGGCCUUGUGACGUGUCCUCCACUAUGCUAUCAGUGACGUGUUCCAUUGCCAGAUGACCUCUAGGACACCCUCGCUCUCUCUAUCAAUUCAUACCAGACCCUCUGCUGCACAGAUAGUGACGCGGGUAGAUGGCUGUGUAUGCACUGUUUUUGCAUUUGAGAAAAUGUUUGUCCUCUCGAUGCAGGGUAACAAUGUGUCCUCUUAACGUUUUGACUUUUUCUGUGUUUCAGAGUUGGGCGGAUUUUAUUGGCUCUGUACCGACCUGUUGCUUAGGGACAUUAUGUUGUCAUUACAUUUGAAUGACAUUUGAGUUAAAACUCAAAGUCAUUUUAGGGUUGAAGAGGAUUCCUCCUACACAUCAAACACACCCACGUGCAUGUCACAGUCUAAAUGGAUCCACAGUGCCACCUGAUAAUGUACCAGAGAGAGAGGUAGGCUGCCAGGGCAACUCUGUUUAUCAAAACGUCAGAGGAGGAGGAGAGCAGUGAGUGAUGAAAGAAGAUAGAGAGCUGAGAUGACAGCUGGCUGAUGGGGGGAGAGAUAGAGGUCUGGAGGCUACGUGUGAGGGAGAAAUGAGAAACGUCAGUGGCUGCAACAAGCUAAACCCAGACAGACAGAACAAGACACAACAGAGUAUGGCAGAAACCCCAGCAGAGCCUCAGAUUGACUGUGAGCUGCAGCCCCCAUCUAAUACCCUUCCUGAGCCUCAGCUCCAGUACCAACUACAUCCUCUAUCUGAGCCCCAGCCACUACCCCAGCCUGAUACCCUUCCCCAGCCCCUGCCCCAGCCUCAGCCGGAUAGCCUUCCUGAGCCCCAGCUCCUACCCCAGCCUGAUACCCUCCCUGAGCCCCAGCCCCAGCCUCAGCCGGAUAGCCUUCCUGGGCCCCUGCUCCUACCCCAGCCUGAUACCCUCCCUGAGCCCCAGCCACUACCCCAACCAGAUACCGUUCCCCAGCCCCUGCCUCAGCCGGAUAGCCUUCCUGGGCCCCAGCUCCUACCCCAGCCUGAUACCCUCCCUGAGCCCCAGCCCCCGUCUGAAGAGGAGGUGAAGCCCUGGGUGUGGACACGUCACUGCGUACUCCUUCUCUUCCUCCUGGCAUCCUCCUUCUGUGCCUCCAUAGUGGGCCUGGCCUACUACUCCCAGCAGCACCUCCCACCAGAGAGCACACCGCCAGCCUCUCCUCCAUGUACCUCCCCGGCUUGUCAGAGGGCUACCGCCCGUCUUUCCAUCUCAGUCGACCCCUUCUCUCAGCCCUGUGACUACUUCCUGUUUCCCUGUGGGUCUGAAGGGGCGUCUCUGUCCAACAGGGGGAGACAGAGGGGCAAGGGCAUGCCCCUACACCCACAGGGCCACAAGAGCAGGGCAGCACAGGCAGAGAAAGAGAGAGAAAGAGGGAGGAAGGAGAGAGAGACAGGCACGGACAUAAUAGAAAAGGCUCCAGCAGACAGAAUGCCAGACAGACAGACUGCACUACUGCUGACAAUGAGGGAGAUUUUGGAAGCUGAGGACCGCUCCAGCCCGGGUAACUCAGCGAAGCAGAAGGCCUGUAUGUUCUACCGUUCCUGUAUGGACACUGGCCCCACAGAGUCCGCCGGGCCAGAACCUUUUCUCAGGCUAGUCCACAAGCUGGGUGGCUGGGCUGUAUCAGGCCGGUGGAACCAGACAGAUUUCAACUCCACUCUGUCUCUACUGAUGAGAGACUAUGGCACCUUCCCAUUCUUUAGUGUUUAUGUGGGCAAGGAUCCUAACGACACUCAAGGAGACAAGCGAUACAUACAGAUUGAUCAACCGGAUUUUCAGAUACCUACUGAAUGGAGCAGCAAGACUCAGAAGUCCAAAGCUAACACCCAGAUCCUGCGUCUGUUCCUGGCCUCGUAUCAGAGGUUGCUGGCCCUGUUGGGCUCUCCCUCCAGCAGCACCAUUCUCCAUAUAGGCCUGUUCAUCUCUCUGUCCUCUGAACUGGCUGUAGCUGCCUCUCCUCUGCCGCAUCGCCUGCAACAGGGGCUGCUGUACCAGCGGAUUACCAUCAAAGAGCUACAGACCCUGGCCCCUGCCAUUGAUUGGCUGGGCUGUCUACAGACCACCUUCCAUCCCCACCCUGUUAGCCAAUCGGAUCACGUCCUCCUGCACAACCUCCCUUACAUAGUCCACAUGUCCCGCAUCAUCGGCAAAUGGCUGAACAAGCAUGAAUUGAGUGGCAGUGGCCCUCUUCACACCUUCAUGGUCCUCAGUCUCCUCCACACUGUCAUACCCGCGCUGGACUCCAGGUUCACUCAGACAGAGAGGAAUUUCUCCUUAGCUCUGGGGACUACAGAGGAGGAUGUCCCUCGCUGGAGGCAGUGUGUUCUGCAGACUGAGAAAGGGUUUGAUACGGUACUAAAACACAUGCUGAGAGAGAACACCGCAUACACAGAGGCAGAGGAGCUGAUUCAGAAUGUCUAUUCCUCCAUCAUGUCCAAACUACCUGAUCUCAGGUGGAGAGAUGAGGAGUCUCGCAUGUCUGUUUUGAAUAAGAUUCAGUCUCUAACUCCAAGACUUUCAACUAAAAACAACAUUUUCAGUGAAGCUGAACUAAACAAACUGUAUUCAAAGGUGACAAUUGACGAACACAUGUAUUUCUCCAACUACAUCCAGUCUCUCUCCCUCCAGCGCCAGAGACCAAGCAAACUCUUUUCCCAGGCUGAAGGAGAUGAUAUUUGGUCCCUCACUCCAUUUAUCUCCGGCAAUGAGCUAGUCUUUCCCAUGGGGAUGUUUGUCCAGCCUCUCUUCCACCCUACCUAUCCCAGGGCCAUCAACUUUGGGGUUUUGGGAUCUUUAAUGGCCAAAGAUAUUCUCCAUCUCCUUCUUCCCAACAUCCAUUCUCAGAGUGUGUCUCCCAGAUCCAUAGCAGAGUGUGUGCGGUACCAGUACCUGCGUAUGACAGAGGGACCAGGGAGAGAGGGGGCAUUCUCGCUGUCACCAGCACAGCAGCAGGAGAUGUGGGUGCAGUACUCUGCUCUGCAGAUCGCACUACAGGCUUACAAUCAGAGUUUGAAGAAGUAUCCUGGCGACUCCUCUCUCUCAGGCAUCUCUCACACUCAUCUGUUCCUUACUUCAUUCACUCAGAUCAACUGCGACUCUGACCCGUACCACAAGUUCAUGCCCUUUGAACCUUCCUUUCUGGUUACUGUCAUCUGUGGGUAUUCUAACCUCUGCCCUACGACCCUCUCCUGCCCCAACAAACCCCAGCAGCACCUCUUAGGGACAUGCUGACCUACAGAUCUACAGUAACAUCUCCUACCAAAAAUGCAGAGCCAUUGAUGAACACACAAGACUGUGAUUUAAACAGAUCAGUGUGCCCCCCCCCGCGGGACGGUUGAGCUAAUGUAGGCUAAUAUGAUUAGCAUGAGGUUGUAAGUAACAAAAAAAUAAUAAUCUCAGGACAUAAACAUAUCUGAUAUGGGCAGAAGGCUUAAAUUCUUGUUAAUCUAACUGUCCUGUCCAAUUUACAGUAGAUAUUACAGUGAAAUAAUACCUUACUAUUGUUUGAGAAGAGUGCACAAUUAUGAACUUGAAAAUGUAUUAAUAAACCAAUUAGGUACAUUUGGACAGUCUUGAAACAACAUUUUGAACAGAUAUACAAUGGUUCAUUGGAUCAGUCUAACACUUUGCACAUACACUGCUGCCAUCUAGUGGCCAAAAUCAAAAUUGCGUUUGGGCUGGAAUAAUACAUUAUGGCCUUUCUCUUGCAUUUCAAAGAUGAUGGUACAAAAAAAAUGCAUGUUUUUUUUCUUUGUAUUAUCUUUUAAUCUAAGUGUUUCCUUUCAAAUGGUAUGAAGAAUAUGCAUAUCCUUGCUUCAGGUCCUGAGCUACAGGCAGUUAGAUUUGGGUAUGUUAUUUUAGGCAAACAUUUAUUUUUUAAAGGGUCAGAUCUUUAAGAAGGCAAUAGAACAGAACACUAAAUCCAAAUGCAACUGACAGGAGAGUUGAUUAUUCAUUAGGCACAUCCAUCCAGUCUCUUGUGACAUCUUGUGCAUGGGAGAUUUGUUUCUGGGUUCUGAGAUAAAACUAUGCACAUUGUCUGUGUUUUAUUUAAAACUGCAGUAUGUAACAAGCACCUUGUUAUCCAUAAGGAUGCUAUUAGUUAUGUUUGGCGGUUCUGGUCUGCUUACCUUUGUUAAAUGUAGGAGAGUGGGUCUGCCAGUUUAGAUGGUGCCAAAGACACAAACAGUGUUGGAAAAGUGUGUAUGAAGUGUGUGGAUGUAAAUGAAUAUGGAAAGGGGGAUAUCUAGUCAGUUUUACAACUGAAUGCAUUCAACUGAAAUGUGUCUUGCGCAUUUAACCCAAUCCCUCUGAAUCAGAGGUGCGGUCAUAGAUAUAGGGCUGAUCAUUCUACAAAAUAAAGUUGAUUUUUUAAUGUGAA